Messenger RNA from Danio rerio (zebrafish), 3390 nucleotides. It is a transcript of the gene pitrm1, whose product is annotated as pitrilysin metallopeptidase 1. NCBI's taxonomy places the organism in Eukaryota, Metazoa, Chordata, Actinopteri, Cypriniformes, Danionidae. The record is from RefSeq and is marked provisional. Gene Ontology annotation, molecular function: metal ion binding. Gene Ontology annotation, cellular component: mitochondrial matrix. Gene Ontology annotation, biological process: proteolysis.
AUGCGUGGUGUACAUCAUGGAGCAUGGAAGGACAGAACUUCAGUUGUAAAGAAAAUAUGACCGCUAGCAGUUAAAUAUGAUGUGUUUUAACAUUUAAAUCAGCACGGAAAUCACUGUAAUAAUUAGAGACAGUACUUUUGACCAUCUAAAAUGUUUCGUCAGAGUAAGACUAUCAUCACAAAGCUCACAAAUUUGAGUUUUCAGGGCUCAUGGAGGUCGAGAGGGAGCUCUGCUGUAGAGAAAGCCCUCAAAUACACUGUGGGACAGAAGAUACAUAACUUCACUGUUAAAGAGGUAACAGCAGUGCCAGAUUUGUUUCUCACAGCUGUUAAACUCUCCCAUGAUGCCACAGGAGCUCAAUAUCUGCAUGCAGCCCGAGAUGAUUCCAACAACCUCUUCAGCGUGCUGUUUCGUACCACCCCAAUGGACAGCACUGGUGUUCCUCACAUCCUGGAGCACACCGUUCUGUGUGGCUCUCAGCGUUUCCCCUGCAGAGACCCCUUUUUUAAGAUGCUCAACCGCUCGCUCUCCACCUUCAUGAAUGCAUUCACAGCCAGCGAUUACACCAUGUACCCGUUCUCCACCCAGAAUGCCAAAGACUUCAAGAACCUCCUGUCAGUCUAUCUGGACGCUGUCUUCUUCCCUUGUCUCAGAGAGCUGGACUUCUGGCAGGAGGGCUGGAGGCUGGAGCAUGAGAACCCCACUGACCCCUCAAGUCCUCUGGUGUUCAAGGGUGUGGUGUUCAAUGAGAUGAAGGGAGUGUUUUCAGAUAAUGAGCGUCUGUACGCUCAGCACCUGCAGAAUAAACUCCUCCCGGAUCACACUUACUCUGUGGUGUCUGGUGGGGAACCGCUCGCUAUUCCUGAGCUGACCUGGGAACAGCUCAAACAUUUCCACGCCACACACUACCAUCCCAGCAAUGCACGUUUCUUCACAUAUGGGGAUUUGCCAUUAGAGCAGCACCUGCAGCAGAUUGAAGAAGAGGCUUUGUCAAAAUUUGAGAGAACUGAACCAAACACUGCCGUUCCUCCUCAGACGCCAUGGGACAAACCUAGAAUGGAUCAUGUGAGCUGCAGGCCUGACGCUCUUGCUCCAGACCCUGUGAAGCAGAACACACUCUGCAUGAGCUUUCUGCUGGGAGACAUCACAGACACGUUCGAGAUGUUUACUCUGAGCCUCCUCUCCUCUCUCAUGAUGUCUGGCCCAAACUCUCCAUUCUAUAAAGCCCUGAUUGAGCCAAAGAUCGGCUCAGACUUCUCCUCCUCUGCGGGGUUUGACGGCAGCACUAGACAAGCAUCUUUCACAAUCGGUCUUCAAGGCAUGGCGGAGGACGACACUGAGACGGUCAAACACAUCAUUGCCCAAACCAUUGAUGACAUCAUUGCAUCUGGUUUUGAAGAGGAGCAGAUUGAAGCUCUGCUGCAUAAAAUCGAGAUUCAGAUGAAACAUCAGUCCACCAGCUUCGGCCUAGCUCUCGCUUCAUAUAUUGCCUCCCUCUGGAAUCAUGAUGGUGAUCCAGUGCAGCUGCUGAAGAUCAGUGAAAGUGUGUCCAGAUUCCGGCAGUGUUUGAAGGAAAACCCUCGCUACCUUCAGGAGAAAGUCCAGCACUACUUUAAGAAUAACACUCAUCAACUGACCCUUUCUAUGAGCCCUGAUGAGAGAUUCUUGGAGAAACAGGCUGAAGCUGAAGAACAGAAACUACAGCAGAAAAUACAGAUCCUCAGCGAUGAAGACCGCAAGGACAUCUAUGAGAAAGGUUUACAGCUGUUGGCCGUUCAGAGCACAACUCAAGACGCUUCAUGUCUGCCUGCAUUAAAAGUGUCCGACAUCGAGCCCAUCAUUCCCUACACACCUGUACAGCUCGGAGCCGCAGGUGGUGUACCUGUACAGUACUGUGAGCAGCCCACCAACGGCAUGGUGUAUUUCAGAGCGAUGAGCAACAUCAACUCCCUCCCUGAAGACCUCAAGAUCUACGUUCCUCUGUUCUGCAGCGUCAUUACGAAGAUGGGCAGUGGGAUGCUGGAUUACCGUCAGCAGGCCCAGCGCAUUGAGCUGAAGACCGGAGGACUGUCUGUUUCUCCCCAGAUCAUCCCAGACACUGAAGAUCUUGAUCUGUACGAGCAGGGUAUUGUCCUGUCAUCUUCCUGUCUGGAGAGGAAUCUGCCAGACAUGUUUCAGCUGUGGAGCGACCUAUUCAACAGUCCUCGAUUUGAUGACGAGGAGCGUCUGCGUGUGCUGGUGAUGAUGUCAGCUCAGGAACUGUCCAAUGGCAUCUCUUACUCUGGUCACAUGUACGCAAUGACACGAGCAGCUCGAUCGCUCACGCCCACAGCAGACCUGCAGGAGAGCUUCAGCGGGAUGGACCAGGUCAAGUUUAUGAAAAGAAUAGCUGAGAUGACUGACCUGACGUCAGUUUUGAGGAAGCUUCCCCGCAUAAAGAGACACUUGUUCAAUCCUGAGAACAUGAGGUGUGCUCUGAACGCCACACCGCAGAAGAUGCCUGAUGUAGCAGCAGAGGUGGAGCGCUUUAUUGGGAAUAUAGCAGGAAACAGGAAGGAGCGCAAACCUGUCAGACCAUCCGUUGUAGAGAGAGCUUUAGGUCCUGAAGCUGGAGCAGCAGCGACUCGUAAACUCAUCUCAGAGGCUCAUUUUAAACCCUGUCAGAUGAAGACUUAUUUCCAGCUUCCCUUCAAUGUGAACUUUGUCAGUGAGUGUGUGCGGACGGUUCCGUUCACACAUGCUGAUUAUGCAAGUCUGUGUAUUUUAGGAAGAAUGAUGACCGCCAAGUUCCUCCAUGGAGAGAUCAGAGAAAAGGGUGGAGCUUAUGGGGGCGGAGCUAGAAUGGGAGGAGGCGGCCUGUUCUCCUUUUAUUCCUACAGAGACCCAAAUUCCACCCAGACGCUGUCUGCUUUUCGUGGUGGAGUGGAGUGGGCGCGAGCGGGGAAAUUCACCCAGCAGGACAUCGAUGAGGCCAAGCUCUCGGUUUUCUCUGCUGUCGACGCUCCUGUUGCUCCUUCAGAUAAAGGUUUGGGGCGUUUUUUAAACGGCAUCACAGAUGAGAUGAAGCAAGCGCACAGAGAGAGACUCUUCGCUGUGACUGAAAGAAAUCUCAUUGAUGUCGCUGGCAGGUAUCUAGGUAUCGGUCAGCAGACUUGUGGAGUGGCGAUUUUAGGCCCAGAAAAUGAAAGCAUCAGAAAAGACCCUUCAUGGGUGGUCAAAUAGACAUUUUUCCCAUCUUUUCUCAUUAUUAGGAUGAUAAGAACCACGCACAUGUUCCUGGAUCACGCACAGAUCACUCUGGGUCCGUACAGGAGUCCUCAUGAUGAACAGAAGUGUUGAAAAUAGUGCUGAGCUCACUUGUUUAUUUCAGUAAAGCAGCGUUUGUUUACA